Molecule: messenger RNA, 2989 nt
Organism: Anopheles coustani
Lineage: Eukaryota; Metazoa; Arthropoda; Insecta; Diptera; Culicidae
Exons: 6
Coding region: 49-972 (307 amino acids)
Source: RefSeq, a predicted model, not a curated record
CUCCGUCCCCAACACUGUUUGCCCGCUCGUAGGACUUCGUCGUGCGCGAUGGGAUUCCUACCCGCACUCGACAGGAUGGCGCACCUGAAGGUUAACCUCGCCACAGUCGUUCUCUUGCUGCAAGUGCUCAGCAACGCCCGGUGCCUGCAGCUGAAGGAAAUCUCGGUGCCGGAGGUGGUGGACGUGCGGGAAACCGUCACACUCACCUGCAGCUACGACAUGGGCACGCACAAGCUCAACUCGGUCAAAUGGUACAAGGACGGGCGGGAGUUUUUCCGCUACUCACCGAUGAUGCCAAGGAGUCUGAUUUACUUCGAGGUCGACGGUGUGACGGUGGACCGGAACUCCACGGAGCAGAUCUGCAACCAGUUCCUGUGCACCAUCCAGCUGCACCAGCUGAACAUUCGCUCCGGCGGCUCGUACAGCUGCGAGGUAUCGGGCGACGCACCGGAGUUUAAGCUGGCCCACGGCGUCGGCAACAUGACGGUGGCCGUUUAUCCACAGUUCGAUCCGAUCAUUAACGGGCUGCAGCAUAACGGCGUCCAGCAUAACUAUGCGCUCGGGGACUUUGUCGUUGCCAACUGCUCGUCCGAUAUGUCCAGCCCCCCGGCACGGCUCUACUGGUUCAUCAACGAUCGCAACGUUCCCUCCGACUACCUGCAGCCGCCGCACGAGACGACGGUGGAGAACGAUGGCUUUCUGCUGCGCUACCGGACGCUCGAGAUACGCUUCUACAUCGACGAGAAGCGGCUCGGCAAGCUGAAGGGCAAGCUGGCGCUGAAGUGUCUCGCCCGGAUCGACUCCAUACCGCAGGCGACGCGCGAGUCGACGCAAAUCAUCUACAUACCGACGACGGACGAGCUGCGCAACCAGAAGCUGAUCAACUGGCGUGGAUCGGAUGCUUCCACAGUGCACUGGUCGGUGGCUCCCCUGUGCCUCGUACAGCUCGUCGCCGUCCUUAGAGUGCUGUAAUCUAGCUGUGCCGUGUCCAGCAAGCAACAAGUCUCCUCUUCAAACACCAGCAGCUGUCGGAAAAUGCGAAAAGAGGCUGCGCAACCGAAAAACCGGAAACGAGCGCGUACCGGUUAAGCUAGAUAUUCUUUACACCAGAACUUGAGGGGGUGCAACGGAGGUCAUACUGGAAGGAAGGGAAAGGAAACGAUGGCCGAUGGGUAAGCCACUAGUCAUAUACUCAAAACUCAUAAACUAAACACACGGUAAAGAUAAUGAAUGAGACAAACAAACUUCUAAUCCUGUUGAUAUGUUAAAAUUCGGUUGAUAAAUACUCGUUGAUUUGCGAUCAGUUGUAACCAUUCUCCCAGCUCAUGUUAACAAAAGUGCUGGCCGGGACCGGAAGCGAAACCGGUACGGUGUUGUGUAUGCGUGUGUGGGCACUUAACCACGGCAAAACUAGAACUAGGCGGGCUAGGGUAAGAACGAACACAUAUUGCAGUUAUCAUAAGCGACGUUAGGCACAUAAAAAAAAACACAUACCAAUAGUGAAGCGGUAGAAGUAAUGUAAAUAUGGAACUGCUGCAAACAUUUGACAAAGCAAAACAAAAAAGAAAAAGGAAAACAAAAACAAGGAAACCUAAACGAAAUUAAACCAAAAUGGAAGCAACAUACAGUUAUGUAUUCCCUGGCUGCAUUCGUUUCGUUUCGGAGGUUCGAGGUGGAAAUAAGAUUGAUCGGCGUAGAACACGAAACGGUCCACUUAAAGAAAAACACUGCUAAGAGAAAGUAUUAAAAAUAACAAAAUAAUAAUGCAAGCCGCCAAAAAAUCCCGCUUUGCAAAAGCAUACUGAUACCUAAACAUAACGAAACAGGAGGACGUGUUUAAGGUAGGAAAGACAGCAGGACACAAGAGCACAGGCAUCGUUAUGCUGAAGGCGAACGGAAAACUAUCGUCAAUCUACAGAACCAUCCAAAAGGGGGGGAGAACGGAACACAACAAUGCCAACACACUCCCGGGAGGAGAGAACCUUAAACACGAAAGCCUAGCAGUUAGCUGUAGCGGGGGGUGGCGGAAGUGAAAUACGACAGCGACAGCGAGGUACUGGACGAAACGGGAUGCGUGGAACAUAUACGAAAACCCGGUGUUAGAUAGUUUUAUAGAUAUUUUUCUACAGUUUAGUUAAUGACAAAAGUUUACGGUUAGGAAAAGGCAUAUGGAUAUGCUGCUGGAUGGUUGCGUGGGUGCGUGCGUACGCGUGUGUGGGUGAGGGCGAACGAUGAUGAAUGCUUCGACGAUGCCUCGGGGAUUUGCACACGUGGGAAGGUAAAACUUCCGAUAAAGCGCAACAGCAUAAUUUGCAACAACUUCGUUUUGUACCGAGAGAGAGAGAGAGGGAGAGAGAGAGAAUAAAAGGUUCCUGCGAAUGGCGGAUCAAGCCGGAAGUGGCAGUAAAUGAUCUAUUGCCCUUGCGCACCUUCCCGUACCCAACUUGAAGAAAGAUAUGUUUUCCACACACUCUUCACACCCACCCUGGAGCUCCUCGGACUCGGAAAUCUAGGAUGGUUGUGUGAAAGAAAAACUAAAAAAAAAUAAAUAAAAUAAAAUGGUGACGCAAAGCCAAGCGGGAGCCCGAGCGCAACGGUGAAGAAGAAGAAAAAAAACCGUUCACGAACUGUCACCAGCAGAUACACCACUGACGGUUCACUUGUCGGCAGCUAUCAGGCCCGUGUCAGCAUGUUCGUUCCCAGGGAAGCGGCUGCGCGCGUCAAACUCCAAUCAUCCGGCGGGUGUUUUUUCCCCCCCCCCCCCCCCCCCCCCCCCCCCCCCCCCUCGAAAGGCGCGCCUGUCAGGCCGUGUGAGCCGAACGGUGUAAAAGACGGCACGGAAUUUGUGCACGCUAGCGGACUACACUAUAGCAACUACAUCCUUUCGGGCCGGGUCGGGUUUCCUUCGCGGAACCUUUCCCAAUUCGUCUGAACGUUCUAGAAACCCGUCGGGGUUGGGAGCUGGACUUAGCGGAGGGAGAGAGCUGUU